CCGGCACCGCGACCGCGACAACGCGCGCCCUCGACCAACUUGACAACCACCUCGACGACCCUCCGGCCAAACACACGGCUGGCAUUUUGCAUAUCGCGCGACGCUCACGGCCACAUUCUGAGCUUCAUGUGCCAAUCGCAACAUGGCGCCGACCAAAGUACAGGACGAGUACUCGGAGGAGGAACGUGAUGAAUUCCUGGACAAGGUGGCCGAGUACCACCAGCAGCGCGGGACCGUCUUCGACCGCGUGCCCAAGGUCGGCAGCCGGCACAUCGACCUCUUGCGCCUGUGGAAGCGCGUGAACGCAGAGGGCGGCUACGACAAGGUAUCCGAUACAAAGGGCAAUAAGCUUGCCUGGCGCCGCCUCGCCGCCGAGUUCCUGCCCGGCAGCCCCAGCCUCAACACGCAGGCUUUCCUGGUCAAGUCGGCCUACUACAAGAACCUGGCCGCCUACGAGAUCUCCACCGUCCACCACCGCGAACCGCCGCCCAAGGAGGUGCUCGAGGACGUGACGGCCAAGGGCGGCGACCUGCUGAACCGCACCGUCGAGAACUUCUUCGGCCCCGGCAGCCGCGACGCCCGUCUGCGCAACGGCGAGGACGUCUCGGACGAAGAGGACGACGACGGCGACGCCAAGAAGACGCCCAGCCAGGACAAGAUGGACGUCGACGACCCAGGCAGCACCGGCCGCGCCACUCGCUCCCUCCGCCAUGCCCCUCCACAGCGCGUCCUGUUCCAGCCCGAGUCGUCGACGCGCCAGACACGCCAGUCCACCACCGGCCACCAGGUCAACGGCUACGGCACCAGCGCUGCCGCCAUGACCAUAGCCAGCUACGAGCCGCGCAACCCCGUGCCUUCGACCAUGAAGCCUGUCGUGACGCCGUCCAACAGCCUCGACACGUACAUCCAGUCGCGCAAAAAGUACAUUCUCAACAAAAAGAACCGCCCCGUCCCCCCCAAGGGCAUGAUGCUGCCCGGCACCGGCUUCCCAGGGCCCAACAUCUACAUUCGCGCCCUCCACGCACUGCGCUCACGGGAGCCCGACGAGGAGGCCUACGCCCUGCACCACCUGGUCAAAAUCUCCCACGAACGGGGCGACAAGUACCGCUUCGACCAGUUCCCCGGCCUGGCUGAGGCGCUCAUUGCCAAGGUCAUCGACGUGGGCUCGCUCUUCUUCGACGUGAGCUGGGACAUUUCCUACGUGGAAGACGACUUCGACCAGCCACAUGUUCUCAACGGCCUGUCUGGCACCCAGGACCUGCUGCAGAGGAUAGAAUCGCUCCAGACGCUCGACACCGACGACGACCUCCUGCCAGAGGACGACGCCAAGGCUCUUAAUAUGAUCAACGAGGCGGCUCUGAUCGUACGGAACAUGGUCAUGCUGAAAGAGAAUGCCCUGUUCGUCUCCAUGAUCCCCUCUGUCCAGGACCUGAUUGUCGUUGUCCUGAAUCUGCCCAAGCAUUCGACCGUCGUCGAGCUGCAGCACUACGCUCUCGAAAUUGCCGAGCAGCUGACAAAAUACUGGGAACUCAGUGCCCAGAGCCCCGUCUACCGCUCUCUGCUAGCACAAGUCGACUCAGAUGACCGCGGCAGAAUCAUCACCUCGUUACGAGCACUAGCCCGGAUAGCCAUGAACCUGGAAGCCACAAACAAGCUGUCAAACGUACCCACAAAAACACUACAGUCGAUAUGUGACUGGCUCCUUGUUGAAGACGAAGACCUCCGCAUAGCAUGCCUCGACUUUUUGUAUCUGUUCACCGGGUUUGCAGAUAACGUCGAGAUACUCGCAAACGAGGUCAACAUCGGGAGUGUCGUGAACCAGCUUGUCCGCCUGCUACAACACGGCGCCAUCGCCUACGAAGAACGAAGAAGCACACCAAAAACGACAAAAUCACCACAGCCACAUGACGGCGCGCCGAAGUUGUCAUCGGCGAUAAUCGACCACCUAGUCACGCUCGACGAGCCAGAGCGAAGUUCGCAAUGGCUCAAGACGUGCUUUGAAGAAGACUCCACUGGCGAGAUCACACAAAUCCAACUAUGGUCAGCCUACAACGCAGCCUUCCAAGAAGCAAUGGCAUCCAACCCUUCAGCGUUCAAAGCCCUCAUGCCAGCAAAGGACUUCAUCACAAACGUAUCCACAACCUUCGGUGGCGCAUCAGCCCAGGUCCUCACCGUAGGCGGGCAACCAAAAUACACCAUCCGCGGCAUCAAAUCGCGCUCCAUCCCCGUAGACCCAAGCACAAAAAAGCCCUACAUGCGCUGCUGCUGGCACCCCCCCGCCCUCCUCAACGGCUUCACCGACACCAAACACGCAGCCACCAAACUCGAAUGCGGCGAAUACACAUCCGGCGCCCGCGCCAUGUGGGAGCACAUCGUAGCCACACACCUGCUGAUCCCGCGCGACCAAGAAACAGGCCAAUGGCUCCUCGAGCCCAAACCAGACAUCGACAUGGAAAACGGCGACGCCGUCUCCGCCGCAAAACCACAAACGUACUCCUGCCACUGGGGCGGAUGUACCCGCUUCGCUGACUCGGACGGCACUCACUCCGCCUUCGAAGCGGGCCAGCACAUCAAAACUCACCUCCCGGAUACGUCUAUCAAGCAGGCUAUCCACGCAAAGCAUAACCGCACGCCAGAGGACGCACGCCCGUCGACUGCCUCUGCGCAGACUGGCCCCCUCGACACCACAUCCCUACCACCAUUCACCAACCACCCCUCCUCCACCCUACCCUCCCCCCCGCCAAACUUCCGCUACUACAACACCGCAACAGACGACUCCAACGACGCCGCCGGCCUCCCCCUCUCCUCCGUCCUCGUCCUCCGCAACCUCGCCCGCCAACUUCAGAAACUCGCCCCGCCCGCCCCCUCUGUCAACGUGCCUCACAGCCCCACAUCACACAGCCACAAGCGCGCAGCAAGCUCCGACGCGCGCCGCGAAACAACAGGCGCGAAGAAACCCCGCACUGGGGAUGCGGCGAGGGAACAGGCGCAGCGCGAUGAAGAGAGAGAGGAGAUUGAGGAACUGGGCGUUGGGUGGGUGCCGAGGGUUUUUGGACCCGUCAGGGAGCAGAUUGCGUUUGUGGUUAGUCAUAAUCUUGUGUUGCGGAAUUAUAUGGGGGGGUUGUUGAGGGCGGUUGCUGAGGGUGGGGGGUGAGGUUGUUGUGGAAAAGUUGGAGUUUGAUGGGGAAAUUAUCGCAUGGAUCUUGGUGGGUGUUGGGGCGUUGUGGUGUUUCGGGGGGUUUCUUGUAUGGUUUGAGUGGGUGAGUGAGUGAGUGAGUGUGAAAGAGAGAAAGAGACGUGGAAGAUACCUUUCCCCCCAAACGCAAUAGGAAUAUCAUGUUAGAAUAUCUGGCUUGUUCCUUCUCC
Dothidotthia symphoricarpi CBS 119687 is the source of this 3366-nucleotide messenger RNA. RefSeq lists its product as uncharacterized. Lineage: Eukaryota; Fungi; Ascomycota; Dothideomycetes; Pleosporales; Dothidotthiaceae. The coding region runs from base 143 to 3154 and encodes 1003 amino acids. Gene Ontology annotation, biological process: regulation of DNA-templated transcription. The record is from RefSeq and is a predicted model, not a curated record. Gene Ontology annotation, molecular function: DNA binding. The transcript is spliced from 2 exons.